UCCAGCCUCCACGACAGACGCAUAAACACACGUCGGUUAGAGAGAGAGAGAGAGAGAGAGAGAGAUGCUUGGGCAGUUGUCGCACGAGACGGAAGUGAAGGUGGGAGCAGGCAAAGCAUGGGAGCUGUAUGGCACGCUCAAGCUGGUCCUGCUGGCCAAGCAGGAAUUCUCUAAUACCAUCUGCGACGUCUUGGAAGGUGAUGGCGGCGUUGGCACCGUCAUCAAGCUCAAUUUUGGAAGUUUAUCCUAUACAGAGAAGUACACAAAGGUGGACCACGAGCGCCGCGUGAAAGAAACGGAGGCGAUCGAAGGUGGGUUCCUGGACAUGGGGCUCUCGCUGUAUCGAUUGUGAUUCGAAGUGAUAGGCAAGGACGAGGAGGAGUCGUGCGUGAUCAAGUCCACCAUCGAGUAUGAAGUCGCCGACGGGGCUUCCUUCGACGUCUCCAUCAUCUCUAUCAAGCAGCUCGCAGAUAUGGCAGAAGUCGCCAAGAAGCACUUGACCGCCACGGCCAGCGCCGAAUGAACACCCGCAACACGAGUAUCUAUUCGGGGUCGGUUGGACCAAAAAUAUUAUAAAUCAAUAUCUCCUUGUUGCGUCGCUCUUUUCAUGUAUAACGUGAGAAUUGUUCCCGAGUGAUUUUUAA
Molecule: messenger RNA, 644 nt
Organism: Eucalyptus grandis
Lineage: Eukaryota; Viridiplantae; Streptophyta; Magnoliopsida; Myrtales; Myrtaceae
Product: norbelladine synthase
Exons: 2
Coding region: 65-352 (95 amino acids)
Biological process (GO): abscisic acid-activated signaling pathway
Cellular component (GO): cytoplasm; nucleus
Molecular function (GO): abscisic acid binding; signaling receptor activity; protein phosphatase inhibitor activity
Source: RefSeq, a predicted model, not a curated record